This is a messenger RNA of Vitis riparia (riverbank grape), 1826 nucleotides long. RefSeq names its product cytochrome P450 94A1-like. Bases 152 to 1672 code for a protein of 506 amino acids. Lineage: Eukaryota; Viridiplantae; Streptophyta; Magnoliopsida; Vitales; Vitaceae. The transcript has a single exon. Gene Ontology annotation, molecular function: heme binding; monooxygenase activity; oxidoreductase activity, acting on paired donors, with incorporation or reduction of molecular oxygen. The record is from RefSeq and is a predicted model, not a curated record.
AAGAGCAAAAGAAACCUUACUGAUAGACAGACCUAUAAAUACCACACAAUCCACUCCUCACAAAUCAUAUCUCAUUAUCUUUUUCCUUUCAGUCUACAGAUUCCAUUCACGAGUCUACAGAGAAACACACCAGGACCAAUCACCAUCAACCAUGUUUGACUUCAGCCUCCUACUUUCUCCAUUUCUCUUCAUUCUUCCACUACUUUUCUUCUUCUUCUCCUUCAUUCGCACAAAAUCACCUUCAUCUCCUUCCGCCAGUGCCCUCAAAUGUUACCCAAUAAUUGGCUCAUCUCUGGAAAUCUUCGCCAAUCUAAACCGACGUAUCCAGUGGACAUCUGAUCUUAUUAGAGCCUCACCCUCUGCAACUGUAGUCCUCCACCGCUUUCUGGGCACACGUGUUGUCCUCACUGGCAACCCUUCCAAUGUGCAACACAUCCUCAAGACCCACUUCCACAACUACCAUAAAGGCCAGACCUUUGCAAUCAACCUCUCUGAUUUUCUUGGUGGCGGCAUCUUCAAUGCCGACGGCGACAACUGGAAGUUUCAGAGACAGGUCUCCAGCCAUGAAUUCAACACAAAAUCCCUGCGCAAAUUCAUUGAGACUGUCGUCGAUGCUGAGCUCUCCGACCGCCUCAUCCCUAUUUUAAGCACGGCUGCCGCCAACAAUUCGGUUCUGGACUUUCAAGAUAUUCUCCAGAGAUUCGCUUUCGAUAACAUCUGCAAAAUCGCUUUCGGGUACGAUCCAGCUUAUCUAUUGCCAUCUCUCCCACAGGCAAAAUUCGCAGUUGCUUUCGAGGAUGCAGCUCGAAUUAGCAGCGAGAGGUUCUCUUCGAUUGGCCCAAUUGUGUGGAGACUGAAACGGCUUAUGGGAGUAGGGUCGGAGAAGCGUCUGAAGCUUGCAGUCGGUGAGGUGCGUGAGUUCGCAAAAAACAUCAUAAGAGAGAAGAAAGAAGAGCUGAAGCACAAAUCUUCACUCGACUCCACCGACCUCUUAUCACGAUUCUUGAGCUCCGGCCACUCAGAUGAGGACUUUGUCACUGAUAUAGUCAUCAGCUUUAUACUCGCCGGGCGGGACACCACCUCCGCUGCUCUGACAUGGUUCUUCUGGUUACUCUUCAAGAACCCAGAUGUGGAAGAUCAGAUUCUGAAUGAAAUCAAUGAAAAGUCUGAAUUGCCGGUGUUCGAUGAAGUGAAGGACAUGAUCUACACACACGCCUCUCUCUGUGAGAGUAUGCGAUUCUACCCUCCUGUCCCCGCCGACAGCAAAGAGGCGGUGAGCGACGACGUGUUGCCGGACGGCACGGUGGUGAGGAAGGGCAUGAGGGUGACCUAUCAUCCCUACGCAAUGGGAAGGUUGGAGGAGCUGUGGGGGUUGGACUGGCCGGAGUUCCGACCAGAGAGGUGGCUGCAGAGAGACCCAGAUACCGGAAAAUGGAGCUUUGUGGCCAGGGAUCCAUACACCUACCCGGUGUUUCAGGCCGGACCCAGAAUUUGCCUGGGAAAGGAGAUGGCGUUUCUGCAGAUGAAGAGGGUGGUCGCCGGAGUCCUGCGACGAUUCCAGGUGGUGCCAGUGGGGGAGGACGGUGGCGAGCCGGUCUUCACCGCCGACUUAACUGCCAAAAUGAAAGGUGGUUUUCCGGUUAGGAUUGUGGAAAGGGCUUCUAGAGAGUGAGUGAUGUCUAUCUGCCCGUGUCGGUUUAAUAUUAUGAUUUUUCUUUUUACUUAGGUACCAAUAAAGAUGUUGGGGAUUCCGUAUGAAUGCAUUUUCGAAUAGGUUGAAAGAACGCAGGACUUUUGAAAUAUAAUCUUAUUGAAAAAUUACGAUA